GUGUGUCCGCGUUGUUUCUCGUCCGUACCCGUCGAAUCCGGCCGUGCGCCGUCGCUCGUGUUUGAGUUUGUGUCGGUGUCGGUGACUGUGCGUGCGUCAGUGUGCGUUAUCCGCCUCCGGUAAUUCGACUCUUCUGUAUUAUCGUUGUUGUCAGUCCGUACUCGCAACAAGAAAACAAAUAGUUUAGCGUGAUAUAUAACGUGUGUUUGUAAUUCUUAGUUAAUUUUAUAUUUUUUUAAGUUGUGUGAUUAAUUUUUUAUUCGGUGCUUUUAUCACGUUUUGAAUUAUUGAAAUACUGUGUACGGUAAAAUCACAGCCGUUGUUAUGGUUUUAUGUGCGUGGAAAACGAGAUGAUAACAUGACGUCGUUUGGCGUUGGCUGUGCUGCUGUUUCGGUGUCGACGGCGGUCGCCACCACCGGUUCAAAACCGUCCAUUGGAAAUAACGGGAACGAUCGUCGUGAUUGAUCAGAUCGGUAUAUGUAAACACGAUGAUGACGGUCAACGCAUUUCCGACAAUAAUUAUUUGCUCUUGUCUUUGUUUUACGCCACACGACGAACGUUAAGUGUUAAUUGUUGAGUGCAACGCGUUAGCUAAAAACUAAUUUUUAUAAUUUUUUGCUUAAAUUUUGAGCAGUGCGUGUUUGUUAACAUUUCCGUUGUGCAUUGAUUGCCAUCGCCAAAAUGUCCUGAUUCGGACGCAAUGCUAUUGUGGAUAUCAUUGUUAACUUACAAGGAAUAGAACCUUGUAUUGAACUACAACCAUAUGUCUUCCAUAGUCCCAUGUGCUGGAGAAACCAAAAGUCUUACAAUGCAGAACGCCCAUUUCCACCUCCGGGUAAUACUUUUCUAUUUAGCUUGUCUAAAUGUUAUUUCUGGUAGUUCCAAUAUAAUCAAAACUUUUGAAGAUAAUGAGGGAACAUCACUAUUUAAUCAUCUUGUUGUGGACAAAAAUACUGGCAGGUUAUUUGUUGGUGCCAUCAACAGGAUUUACCAACUUACACCAGAUCUCAAUGUAACCAAUCGAGCGGUUACUGGCCCCAUAGAUGAUUCAUUUGAAUGUGGGGCCAAUAUGUGUCCUAACACAACCAUAAAAAAUUUAACUGACAAUGUAAACAAAGUACUUGUUAUUGAUUAUACUACAUCUAGGAUAAUUACUUGUGGUUCAGUUUUACAAGGUAUGUGCACUGUUAGAAAUUUAAAUAAUAUAACUGAUACAGUUCAACAAGUAAAAGAAGCCGUAGUUGCCAAUAAUAUUGAAGCUUCUACUGUAGCUUUCAUAGCUCCAGGGCCUCCAAAUCCACCUGUUACUCAAGUUAUGUACAUAGGUGUUACUUUUACUCGCAAUUCCCCUUACCGUUCAGAUGUGCCAGCUAUCGCCUCUAGAAGUUUAGAUAGUGAAAAUAUGUUAAGUAUUGCUCAUGUUGGUGUUAUUUCUGGCACAAGAGUAUUUGUCAAUACUUUAAAUCGAGAACGAUACUUAAUCAAUUAUGUAUAUGGCUUUAGUUCUGAAAGUUUUAGUUACUUUUUAACUACUCAAAUGCGUACAGCAGCAUCACCAUCACCUUAUAUAUCAAAGAUAGUGAGAUUAUGUCAUGAAGAUAAAAAUUAUUACUCAUAUACAGAAAUUCCAUUAGAAUGUAUUAGUAAAGAUCAAUCAUACAAUUUAGUUCAAGCUGGCUAUGUUGGUAAAAUCGGUUCAGACUUAGCUAAAGAUCUUGGCAUAACACCACAAGAUGAUGUACUGUUUGCUGUAUUUUCUGGAAGCAAUGCAAAUGAUAGUGAAUUAAAAAGUGUACCUAACGACCAAAGUGCAUUGUGUAUUUAUUCACUUAAAGCUAUCAGACGGAAAUUUUUACAAAAUAUAAAUACAUGUUUUAGUGGUAAAGGAAAUAGAGGUCUGGAUUUUAUAUCACCUAGUCAUCCUUGCAUAACAACAAAACUUCAAGCAAUUACUGAAGACUUUUGUGGUAUGGACGUAAAUACUCCUUUAGGAGGAGAAUCACCUAUGACAGCAGUACCUGUACUGACAUUUGAUUCUCGUCUCACUGCUGUCACUGCAACAUCUACUGGUGAUUUUACUGUAGUGUUUGUUGGUACUAACACUGGCCAUGUUAAAAAAAUUGUUGUAGAAAGUUCUAUUAAGGCUAUUGAAUAUGGUGAUAUAGUCAUUCAACAAAACUCUCCUGUUAAUCCAGAUCUUAUAGUUGAUCAGCAACAAAUGCACUUGUAUGCUAUGACUAAAAACAGAGUUUCAAUGAUUAAGGUUCAAGAAUGCCAUAUGUAUAGUACUUGUUGGGAUUGUUUGUCUGUUAAAGACCCUUACUGUGGGUGGUGUUCAUUAGAAAACAAAUGUAGUUUACGCUCAAACUGUGAAGAUGCUGCAAAUGAUCCUUUGUAUUGGAUACCAUAUAAAAGUGGUAAAUGUACAACCAUUGCUUCAGUCACACCAAGUCAACUUCAAAAAACUACAGCUAGAACAUUAGAAAUUGUGAUAGACAAUCUUCCAUUACUUGAAGGACCUUUUUAUUGUGCUUAUUCUGUAUUUGAUAAAGUUUUAAUUACAAAUGCUACAAGAAAAUCAUUUGGUGUAAAUUGCACAACUCCACGUACUGAUUUACUACCUUUUAUUCCAUCAAAUCAACAUCAUUUCACUACAAAGCUUUCUGUCAGAACAGCUACUGGUCCAGACUUUGUCGCUACAAAUUUUACAUUUUUUGAUUGUAGUACUUAUACAUCUUGUACUCAAUGUGUAAAUUCAUCUUUUCCAUGUGAUUGGUGUGCUGAAGCACAUAGAUGUACUCAUGAUACAGCUGAAAACUGCAGAAAUGAUAUUCUAGUUACUGGAGUAAACCGUGUAGGGCCUAGUUUUAGGAGUGGACCAUCUUUUUGUCCAACUAUUAAUGGAUCAGAUACUGGUAGUACAGAAAUAUUAAUUCCUUCUGGUAUAAAAAAGUCUGUAAGAGUGAAAGUCCAUAUAAUCGGUCAGUUUAUUGCUCAAACUCGGUUUGUAUGCCAGUUUAAUAUUGAAGGUCGGGUGUCUAGUGUAAAUGCUGCUUUGGUUGCUGAUACUAUUUACUGUGAAACAAUGGAGUUCAGUUAUAACUCACAUUUACCAAACAUUACAGCUACUUUUGCAGUAAUUUGGGGUGGAUCUAAACCACUAGAUAAUCCUCAUGACAUUCAUGUUGUGAUUUAUCGAUGUAGUGACAUGGCUGAUGAUUGUGGUAUGUGUUUGGCUCUACCAGAAAAAUAUAAAUGUGGAUGGUGUCAAGCCAGUCAUAGUUGUGAAGUUAUGGAUCAAUGUGAUAGAGCAGUUGGAAUAUGGCUUAAUCGUAAUAAGACUUGUCCUAAUUUGCAUAUAACAUCAUUUUGGCCUCUUGCAGGUCCAUGGGAAGGUGACACAAAUAUAACAAUUUUAGGAAAAAAUUUAGGUAAAAAUUUUGAAGACAUUUAUAGUGGUGUCACUGUAGCUGGACUGCGCUGCCAACCAUAUCGUCAUUUAUAUGAAAUGACAAGGAAAAUUGUGUGUCGAGUAGAUGGUCCUGGCAAUGAAGAUAGAAGAGAAGGACCAAUUGUUGUGCAAGUUGAAGGUUAUCGGGGUGAAUCUAAAACAAAUUAUCAUUUUGUAGAUCCUAUAAUUACUGGUUUACACCCAGGUUACGGCCCAAAAUCUGGUGGAACAACUCUAAAGAUUUUUGGUAAAUUUAUGAAUGCUGGAAGCAAUAUACAAGUAUUUUUUGAAAGAAAUCUACCUUGUGUUGUCAUUAAUAGUACUCUGACAGAAACAACAUGUGUGACUAGUGCUACAGAUGAACAAAAAGUAGGAAAAAUUAGUAUGCUAUUUGACAACUCCUAUAGAGCAUUUGAUCUACAAACAUAUGAGUAUACAGAUGAUCCUAGUAUAGAAACAGUAGAGUCAGGAACUCCUGGUCAAGUUAAAGUUCCCAAAGGAAUAGUAUCUGGUGGUAUUAAAGUGUCAGUAGCUGGUAAGAAUUUUGCUUUUGUCCAGACUCCACGUAUUUAUGUUUAUUACAUGAAUACUAAAUAUUUUGGCGAUUGUCUUGUACUUAGCAAUUCUAAUUUAAUAUGUGAAUCACCUAAAGUAGUACCACUACAACGAAAUCAACCUGAUCCAGAUAAACCAUUAGAAUUAGACUAUGGUUUUGAAAUGGAUAAUGUCAUUAAUGUUCAAAAUAUAUCAUCAAAAAGAGGUUAUUCUAAGUUCAUGCUAUUUCCUGAUCCAGUAUACACUAAGUUUGAUGAAGACAUUAAGUUUUAUAAAAGUGACUAUCUUACAAUUAAUGGUCAUCAUUUAGAUAGAGCAUGUCAAGAAACAGAUGUUAUAGUACAGAUUGGCACAAGCUAUUGUAAUGUAACAUCUCUAUCUCGUCACCAGCUUACAUGCCGACCUCCUGCUACUCAACCUUUAGCUAAAAUUGAAGAUAAUCGUUUAACUGGUAGUCAAGAAUUACCUGAUGUUAUUGUCUUAGUUGGUUCUAGCUUAAAAUUUAAUAUUGGAAAACUUAGUUAUGCACCAUCAAGUAUCAACAGUCCUUUAACAAAACCAGCCUUAUUUGGGGGCAUAGUUGGUAUGAUUAUAAUAUGUAUUAUUUUCAUUGCUUUCUUAAUAGCAUAUAGACGUAAAUCAACUGAGAGCAGUAGAGUCUUAAAAAAUAUGCAAGAACAAAUGGAUAUUUUAGAAUUACGUGUAGCUGCUGAAUGUAAAGAAGCUUUUGCUGAAUUACAAACUGAAAUUACUGAUAUUGCUGGUGAUCUCACCUCUGGAGGUAUUCCAUUCUUAGACUACCGUACAUAUUCAAUGAAAAUCUUAUUUCCAAAUAUGGAAGACCAUGGUGUAUUACAACGUGAAAAACCUGAAUUAAUUAGAAAAGAAAAGGGAAUUAGGCUUUUUGGACAACUAAUACUUAAUAAAACAUUUUUGUUAUUAUUCAUAAGAACUUUAGAAAGUAACCGUUAUUUUUCAAUGCGUGAUCGAGUUAAUGUUGCUUCAUUAAUUAUGGUUUCUUUACAAAGUAAAAUGGAGUAUUGUACUGAUAUAUUAAAGACAUUAUUGGCUGAGUUAAUCGAGAAAUGCAUGGAAGGUAACAGUCAUCCUAAAUUAUUGCUUCGGAGAACUGAAAGUGUUGCUGAAAAAAUGUUGUCAUCAUGGUUUACAUUUUUAUUAUAUAAGUUCUUAAGAGAAUGUGCUGGAGAGCCACUAUACCUUCUGUUUAGAGCAAUGAAACAACAAGUGGACAAGGGUCCUGUAGAUGCUAUUACAUCUGAAGCUCGAUAUUCAUUAAGUGAAGAAAAACUCAUUCGACAAUCAAUUGACUUCUAUCCAAUGACUGUGUAUGUUUCAAUUUCACAACAGACUGCAUUUGUUACUGGUCUAGAUCCCAAUACUGAAAAUAUUCCUGUUAAAGUGUUAGACUGUGACACAAUUUCUCAAGUUAAAGAAAAAGCUUUAGAUACUAUUUAUAGAGCAAUGCCGUGCAGUCAGCGUCCAAGAACAUGUGAACUUGAUGUUGAAUGGAGAACUGGUACAUCAGGCCGCCUUAUACUCUACGAUGAAGAUUCAACAACUAAAGUCGAAGGUGAAUGGAAAAAACGCAACACCUUACGCCAUUAUAUGGUGCCAGAUGGUGCAUAUCUAAAUCUAGUAUCAGUUAAACAAAUGUCAACCUACAACUUAUCAAUUUUAUCUGACAGAAUGGAUAAACAUAAAUAUGAAACACUAAAUCUUACUAAAUUCAACUAUGAUAGUCCACCAUAUAGUAGAGCUACAUCACCUUUGAACAAUGAUCAAGAUGGUGGACUUAAAAGUUGGCAUCUAGUAAAACAUCAUGAUAAUGAUGCCCAAAAAGAAGGUGAGCGUGGUAACAAGAUGGUUUCAGAAAUUUAUCUUACUCGGUUACUAGCUACAAAAGGUACACUCCAAAAGUUUGUGGAUGACCUAUUUGAAACUAUAUUCAGUACAGCACAUCGUGGAAGUGCUUUGCCUUUGGCCAUUAAGUAUAUGUUUGACUUUCUUGAUGACCAAGCAAUUCAGCAUGGUAUCACUGAUCAUGAGGUAGUGCACACUUGGAAAAGCAAUAGCCUACCUUUAAGGUUUUGGGUAAACCUUAUAAAAAAUCCAAAUUUUGUUUUUGAUAUACACAAGUCUAAUAUUGUGGAUUCUUGUUUAUCAGUUGUCGCUCAAACAUUCAUGGAUUCUUGUUCAACAUCAGAUCACCGAUUAGGCAAGGAUUCACCUAGUUCUAAAUUACUUUAUGCAAAGGAUAUACCAUUGUACAAAGAUUGGGUAGAACGUUAUUAUACUGACAUCAAAAUGAUGUCAGCCAUAUCAGAUCAGGAUAUGAAUGCUAUGCUUGCUGAAGAGUCUAGAAUUCACAUGACAGAAUUCAACACUAAUUGCGCCUUGUAUGAGUUGUAUAUGUAUGCUGCCAAGUAUAAUGAACAAUUAAUGGUCACUCUGGAAGAAGAUGAAUUUUCACAAAAACAAAGGUUAGCUUACAAACUUGAACAGGUGCACAAUUUCAUGAUGGUUGACAAGUGAGGGGUCCAAUAAUCAAAACCAAUUUUAGAUAGAUUUUGCUCAAUAACGAGUAUUAAUGGGUCUUUGGGGUUUGCUACUUUUAUAGAAUUUUAUAUAAAUUGUGGUAUGUAUGUAGUACAGUAAUA
Molecule: messenger RNA, 6685 nt
Organism: Daktulosphaira vitifoliae (grape phylloxera)
Lineage: Eukaryota; Metazoa; Arthropoda; Insecta; Hemiptera; Phylloxeridae
Gene: PlexA
Product: plexin-A4
Exons: 2
Coding region: 765-6560 (1931 amino acids)
Biological process (GO): positive regulation of axonogenesis; regulation of cell migration; regulation of GTPase activity
Cellular component (GO): semaphorin receptor complex
Molecular function (GO): protein binding; semaphorin receptor activity
Source: RefSeq, a predicted model, not a curated record